AUGCCACGUGUGUUGGUAGCCGGUGAUUCGAUGUUGAAAGACCAAGCGCGGUCUUUCACACUGAAUCCUGGCGUGGCUGUCGAGGUCAGGUCCUUUAGUGGUGUCAGGAUUGAGCGGUUGUUCUCCAUGAUCGCUGACAGUCUGCCUGGCUUUGAUGCGGUGGACGUGCAUGUUGGCACUAACAACGUCGGGGAUAGUGACAUCACGCGCGUCGCCAAAUUUCGUCAGCUGGUGUCGCGCAUCAUGGAGAAAAACCCCGAGAUCCAGGUUGCGUUCUCGGCCAUCCUUCCGAGGGAGGAACUCUGCCGCAAGGAGGGAUACGGCUUCAUCGACGGAAGCAGGCAGUCGUGGAGUGGGCUGCUCAUGCUGGAUGGUGUCCACUUCAACAAGAAAGGCAGCAGGGUGUUUGGACGCAUCCUUCGAGGCGGCCUUCAUGGUGUUGUGGCAGGCCACGGGCAGGAGGCUGAGGACCAGGAGUGGAGUCGCCAUGCAGCAGAGGAGGAACACCAGGAGCUGCGUCGUGAGUAUGGGGACCAGGCCAAGGAGCUUGCAGAGUUCUGGAACGGUAAGUAUAACUUCCCUUCCCUUAGUUCUAGUGCCGGAGGAGGCCCAGCCUGUGUGGGUGAAGAACAGGUGCAGGGCAUGUGCACUGUGACAACCACUGACACAUGCACCACCAGCUGGGCCGCUGUUGUGCAGAGGCCGCCGAAACGUGUGUCACGUGGCCGUGGCGGCGUUGACGGCGUUGACAACACUGUCAGAAGUAGGGGCUGUGUGCCGCGCACACAGUCUUCACAGAACACCGAGCCCUCUCGGGGUGCCCCAGCCGCCAGCGGUCAUGCCACUCGAGAGCAGAGGCUGAGAGGAGUAAAGCCCUCUAGGAUGCCAAUGAUGCUUUCUGAUGGCUGUGCUCCUGCGCUUGUCGGGGGAGUGUGGGUGCACCGGAAGGCUGGCAGAUCUGUUGCUGCCUGUGGUGCCUCGGUGCGUCCCUCCUCUCCUGUGGCGCAGUGCAUCGACCCCCAUGAGGGUGUAGUGGCCACGGCCUGUCGCACCACUCGAAAGCAGAGGCGGAGAGGAACAAAGUCCUCAGGGAUGCCAAUGACGCAAACAGGCGGUCGUGCUCCUGCGCUUGUCGGGGGAGUGUGGGUGCACCAGAAGGCUGGCACAUCUGUUGCUGCCUGUGGUGCCUCGGUGCUUCCCUCCUCUCAUGUGGCGUAG
Messenger RNA from Ixodes scapularis (black-legged tick), 1218 nucleotides. RefSeq lists its product as uncharacterized. Bases 1 to 1218 code for a protein of 405 amino acids. The record is from RefSeq and is a predicted model, not a curated record. NCBI's taxonomy places the organism in Eukaryota, Metazoa, Arthropoda, Arachnida, Ixodida, Ixodidae. The transcript has 3 exons.